Molecule: messenger RNA, 894 nt
Organism: Melanaphis sacchari
Lineage: Eukaryota; Metazoa; Arthropoda; Insecta; Hemiptera; Aphididae
Product: piggyBac transposable element-derived protein 4-like
Exons: 3
Coding region: 1-894 (297 amino acids)
Source: RefSeq, a predicted model, not a curated record
AUGUCUAGAUGGAAAGAUGUAGAUAUUGAUGAAAUGAAAAAGUUUUUAGGUGUUUUGAUGUUUUCUGGUGUUGUUGAAACAUUAGUUGUUGACGAAUCUAUGAUAGCUUUUAGAGGAAGACUUUUAUUUCGUCAAUAUAACCCGUCAAAAUCCCAUAAAUAUGGUAUCAAAAUGUACAAAUUGUGUACACCUGAAGGUUUUACAUGGGCUUCUAGUAUUUAUUGUGGUACAGGACCUACUUUAGGAACUCUGGAUAAGCCGGGAACAGUUGUGGUAAAUUUAGCUGAUAGUUUACUUGAUGAAGGCCGUUUGAUAAUAACAGACAAUUUUUAUACUAGUGUUCCACUUGCUGAAUAUCUUUAUAGCCGAAAAACUGAUUUUUGUGGUACUUUAAGAAAAAAUCGAAAAUGGCUUCCAGUAGAUGUAAAAGAUAAAAAAUUGAAAAAAGGGCAGGGAAUCGAUGUUUCAGAUCAACUAAGCAGUUAUUAUAAUCCACAACGAAAAUCUCUUGUUUGGUACAAAAAAGUUGCUAUGGAAUUACUAUUUGGGAUAACAGUAGUAAAUAGUAUGAUUAUUUUCAACAAACAAGUAAACAAGAAACUAACUUUACUUUCAUUUACCGAAUCACUGUCUAGAAGUAUUUUGUGUACAGAGGUUACAGACAAAUCAGAAUCUGUGAACAUUCAAAAAAAUAUUUCAAUGCAUUUUCUUGAACAGUUUGAUAGACAAAAUGGAAAAAUGCAAAGAAAAAGAUGUCAUGGGUGCUAUUCAAGUCUUCGUGAAGAUGGACAGUUGAGUGCAGAAGAAGCUGGAAAAAAAGCAAAAAAAGUUAACACACAUUGUAAAGUAUGUGGUAAUGCUUAUUGUUUAAUUUGUUACAACAAAAUCCAUUAG